CAGUCAUGUUGGAAACACGAUCGUGAAUAAAAGUCUGAAAAUUUUCAAAAAACGCGCGCGGCUAAAUUGGCGUCUAUAGUGUAGAAAAAAAGGCAAAUAAAAUUUAAAAAAAGUGGUUUUAAAAUAUUGGUGGCCCAAACAAGAGGAAAGAGUAGUAAGGAGAUCAAUUGCUUAAACUACACAUACACCUCUAAUAUAUACAUAAGUCGAAAAGCAGCAACAGAAAAGGCUCCUAAAAUAAAUGCCUAGUUUCUUUUUAACAAAAAUUCAAACAAAAAAUUAUACAACUGAAAAAUUCAAUUAUGGCGUUAAUAAAGUGGAAAAUAUUAUAAAUUAUUAAUGUGUUCGUGUUCCAAAUUUGAAAUUAUCGCUUUUUUCGUUAAUAUGUAUGUGUAAACAAUAAUAAUAAAAAAGAAAAAUUUUGCGGAAAUUUUUCGCAUAAUUUGAAAAAGUUAUACACAAUAUCAUAUUGGGUGUGUGUGUGCCCAAUGCCCAAAACCAAAUUUGGGUGUAGUGCGCAAUAAAAAAAGUUUUCAUUUUUUAAACAAAAUUCCUCUAAAUGCUGAGACAUGCAAUUUUCCAUUGCAAAUUACAGAAAAUUCAUAUGAACAGAGCUGAGCAACUCAACACUUUAUUUAUUGCGACCAGAAUAACUGAAAUUUACAAAUUCAGCAUUUUACAAAUAUUGGAUUAUUAUGAGAAAAACUGAAAAACUCUCUUACAUUGAGUAUCAAAUGGGUCACAAUGUAACACACACAUUAACAUUUGUUAUUCAUGAGAACUGAUCGUAACUCUAAAUGUUGAAACAUACAUCGAAUGCUGGUGGACCAGCAAAUGGUCAAGUUCGUAAUAAUUCUACCACAAGUACAGCACGCAAUAUACACCUAAGACCACAACAACCUUUGAAUAUAUCGACACUGAAUGCCACCAAUUUGCAGACAUCAACGACGACAACGACAAACGCCUCAACGCUAGCCGUUAAUGGAGGACCACGUUUAUCAACCCUACUUAAUAUUGCAUCACCCUCAACAAAUGUUUGCAAUCAACAACAACAGCAGCAACCACCACAACCACCAACGUUACCUUUGCCACUACCACCAACCGGAAAUGGUAAUACAACGACUAAUACUACAACCACUACUACAUCAGUAACACCGAUAAUAAAUCAUCUUACCCCAAAUGGGCUAAAUGGUAUCGGUAAUAAUUUACACACCUACACAAAUCAACAUAUUGCCUUGGCUCAUGCGGCGGCAGUUGCUGGUACAAAUGCCGGUACAAGUAACGGUAAUUUGGUGAAUAGUACCGUUUUAAAUCCAAAUAAUACCACCAAUCAUACGAACUAUACAAAUUAUACGAAUCCUGUUGGUGCCAUAAUAAAUCAAUCGAAACAUGGUCCCGGUCCCAGGGAGGCCUUAACUAGUUUAGGUUUAUUAUGUUUGGUUUCCCUACUACUGGCAUUGUUGUCUUUAAUAUUUUUACUAAAAAUAUCGCCAAAUGCCCGCGAAGAUGCCUUAACACGAAGUUCUCCCGAGGAUUUUAUUAUAGUUUAUGAUGUUACUUUGGCGCUAUGCGCUUUAUCUCUCUCAUUAAAUCUUUGCUGCCUGUUGGUGUGUGCAAUUCAGUUCCUUUUUGCUGUCAAAUUAGUGCGUUCACCCAUGUUUGAUGGACGAGACAAUCGUUAUUUGGAAAAGUCUAGCACUAGUCGAACUUGUGCUGUUGGCGGUUUCUUUAUAUCCAUACCCAUAUUCUUAACAGGCAUUAUUUUAUAUACUUUCAAUCACUUCCACUCAACACCUGCCAUAAUUACGAGUGUAUUAAUUGGAAUCGGUAUUAUUUUCUGUGGUGCAGCAAUGGUUCACAAUGUUUUCGUUUGGCAAAAAGAGAAAACCAUUAGUUAUCGUAGUGCUCCCCUUAAUCACAUGUCGAUGGUGUCACAAAUUGGUCCUAUAACACCACCUAUUCAAUUUCUUAAUCCUCAUCCCAUUCAUCCGCCUCAUCUCAAUUUUAAUCAAUCUAACAUAUCUACAGUUCUGCAUCCAACAUCUAUAACACCAGUAUCUCCGAAUCAUUCACAUGGAAGUUUUAACCCUUUAACCGCCUUAAGUUCAUCAUUUAUGAUGCGUCCUUCUACAGCUACGCCGCCUACCCCAAAACCCAUUGCCAACGGUGGUUGUUUAUCGACUCUAGGCGGUGCAACUGCUCGUGAAGCCAGUGGCUCUGUGAGUCCUGGCUUACCACCCACCUUGGAUAUGAGCAAUGUUACUAGCACUUCGUUACACGAACUAUCCACUUUAGUCUAAUGUAAAUUAUACUCUUUUCUCUUUUAUUGUUUUGUAUAUAUUUCGAAUAUAUUUUUUUGAUAUUCUUAGAUUUAGGAUUAAAUGCAUUAAAUUAAAUAAUAAUCGAACAAACUAACAUAUUUAAGUAAAAAUAUAAUUUCUUGCCUAAACCAGUGAAUUUUUGUAAAGAAAUAUAACAAAAAAUUGUGUAAAUAAUAAAUAAAAUUAUCAAAAAUCAUCAAGAAUUU
This is a messenger RNA of Lucilia sericata (common green bottle fly), 2527 nucleotides long. RefSeq lists its product as uncharacterized. The coding region runs from base 798 to 2300 and encodes 500 amino acids. The transcript is spliced from 5 exons. The record is from RefSeq and is a predicted model, not a curated record. NCBI's taxonomy places the organism in Eukaryota, Metazoa, Arthropoda, Insecta, Diptera, Calliphoridae.